Hippocampus comes (tiger tail seahorse) is the source of this 1172-nucleotide messenger RNA. It is a transcript of the gene cdc42l, whose product is annotated as cell division cycle 42, like. The record is from RefSeq and is a predicted model, not a curated record. The coding region runs from base 187 to 762 and encodes 191 amino acids. Gene Ontology annotation, biological process: small GTPase-mediated signal transduction. The transcript has 6 exons. NCBI's taxonomy places the organism in Eukaryota, Metazoa, Chordata, Actinopteri, Syngnathiformes, Syngnathidae. Gene Ontology annotation, molecular function: GTP binding; GTPase activity.
CGCCUGCGCAAAAAAUCUUACGACCCUCAAACCCGGAUGUAACCAACGCCUAACCUGUCGGAAGGAAAAAACGGCGAGUAGAGUUGUAAAAACCGCUUUGAACGGCGACAUUUGUGCUUUUUUUUUCCACAAGUGGACACGCGCACGAGAACAUUUGGAGCGAUCGCGGCUCACACCGAGUAAAAAAUGCAGACUAUAAAAUGUGUAGUUGUUGGGGAUGGUGCGGUUGGAAAGACCUGCUUACUCAUCUCCUACACGACCAACAAGUUCCCCUCAGAAUAUGUGCCUACGGUUUUUGACAACUAUGCAGUGACGGUGAUGAUCGGGGGCGAGCCUUACACACUAGGCCUUUUUGACACUGCAGGUCAGGAGGACUACGACAGGCUGCGUCCUCUCAGCUACCCGCAGACAGAUGUGUUCCUUGUGUGCUUCUCUGUCGUCUCCCCGUCGUCAUUUGAAAAUGUCAAGGAGAAGUGGGUUCCUGAGAUUUCCCACCACUGCCCACGCACGCCUUUCCUGCUGGUGGGCACUCAAGUGGACCUGCGGGAGGACAGCAACACCAUUGAGAAGCUGGCCAAGAACAAACAGCGCCCCCUGUACCCCGAGAGUGCCGAGAAGCUGGGCCGGGAACUGCGGGCCGUCAAAUACGUCGAGUGCUCUGCUCUCACACAGCGAGGCCUCAAGAAUGUGUUCGACGAGGCCAUCCUGGCUGCCUUGGAGCCCCCCGAGACCAAAACCAGGAGGAGGUGCGUCCUGCUAUAGGCCAGCAGCAGUUAAAGACCAAACGGUAUAUAAGAAAACAUAUUUGGGGGGUUGGGGAGGGUGGUGGUUUGGGCGAAAUCCAAAUGUCAGUGAGUUCAGUGGCCAAUAGAGACAAAGUGGGGAAGGUACAAAGUGAAUUAAAAGGGGAUUGUGGUGAGUGCCUUCAAAAAUAAAAGAGUUGAACGAAACAAAGGGAGUGAAAGGUCAGUGUGCAGUAGAGUAAACGCGGGUAGUAGCAGCCGUCUUCUCGUGGCUGAAAGCUUUUCAUGCGAGUAGUGUUCUCCACAAAAGGGGCAGGAACCCUCCACCUCCCUUGAAAGAGAUUUUUAGGACCAUAUCGUUUGCUUUUGACUUUUGAGUGUCCUGCUGGGGCUUUUCCCCCCCAGUUUGAUGGAGCAAAAAAAAAAAAA